Molecule: messenger RNA, 1167 nt
Organism: Symbiodinium natans
Lineage: Eukaryota; Dinophyceae; Suessiales; Symbiodiniaceae
Source: the annotation of a GenBank genome assembly
AUGUGGAAGUCGCUUUCAAGCUCGCAAUCUGAUACCAAUGGCUUUACGCCACUCAUUGCCCAGGCAGAGAAGAUGGAGUACUUGCGUGCGCACGGCUGGCGAAAGUUUCUUGCUCAGUUUGCAUCGCAAUGCGACCUACAUCACACCUGUGGGAUUUGCACGCAGUGGGUGGUUGACGGCAGGGCAAUCAGGCAACAUUACAAGAAAUCUCACGCCAGCAUUUGGGCUCGCUAUUCAGCGCAGUACGAGGCUGAAGUCAAGCAGCUUCGUAAAAUAGCAGAGCCGGACAGCAGCCUCACUACAGCGGCGGCGGUCAACCAAGAGAUGAUGGCAGUGCUAGGCGGACUCCUGCCGAGCAUGCAGGCCUUAGCAGAGAGCAGUCAACAGCUCGGCAAGCGUCAGCUGGACUCGGGCUCCCCCGCGAGGCGCAAGCACAAGUGGGUCAAGGGAGACGGAAAGGGGGCUUCAUCGAUGACUACUUCCAACGACCUGCUCCCACUGAUAAAGCUAUUGGUGGCUCUUGUUCUGCGACAGGGCGACAGUCUUGGUCGUCUGGAAACAGACACAAGCUAUUUUUUGGCGCUGAAGGUCCCAGGAGAGGAGUCGCUGGCUUUGACAAUGGUCAAAGUCAUCGCCAAAUGGCGAGAUCUCAAGUUGAAGGAUCCUGCUCAGUUGAAAAUGAGCCUCCGCACCACCCUGUUCGUGGCCUUGUUGCAAGAGCUGGGGGCCAGGGCAGAGGCGCUCUUGACCAAUCCGGAGAAGAUUCAGGCCCUCAAAGAUCAGAAGCUUCUGACUGCAGAGGGGGAGUGGGUCUACCAAGUCUGGAACCCCGCCGAGAAAACCCUGGAGAUCUGCCCCACUCGGACCCCGCUGAAAAUGGAGACCUUCAUUCAGCAGGUCAAGCAGACGCAACAGGCAAUUCUUGUUCCCGAACAUGUCACACGUUUUCAGGCGACAAAGCCGCCGAACGAGGAGCACCUGGGGGAAGUGCUACCCUUUUUGAUAGACGUGUCGCUGCGUCCUGGUGCAGCCCGGGUCCAUCAGAACCUGAGAUCCUGGGUGGAGUGCGCAGCCCUGCAGCUCAUCGGAGCUCGGCUUCGAGGUGCGAGGCAGAAGCGCGGUCAGCAAAUGAACCAGCUACAGCAAUGGUUGACAGCGCAUCGUUGA